Bemisia tabaci is the source of this 2745-nucleotide messenger RNA. Lineage: Eukaryota; Metazoa; Arthropoda; Insecta; Hemiptera; Aleyrodidae. The record is from RefSeq and is a predicted model, not a curated record.
UACAUCUAAUUGAAAGCGCGAAAGUCUCACAUAAUUUUAUAGUGCAACAUAUAAGAUUUCAACAGUCAGCGCCAUAAUCUGCGAGAAAACGUUUGGAAACCCCUACACUUUACUAACUUGAGUCCUCCGGCUUAUGGCAACUUGGUCCUGAGGCGCGGAGGAGAGCGAGAUAGCCUCUGAAAAUCCGCAGGAAUUAACGAGAUGUGAAAUUAGCAUAACACUGCUUAAAAUCCUGAGUCCAACGGCCAUCCGUUACCAUUCUCACAGUUUAUGCCGCCGGUGAAACGGGGUUUCGGCCAGGGGAGGUCCUGAGUUUUCGGGGCGGAACGAAAAUUUUUGACAGUGCGUGCGUCAUCGGUUUCGAGAUUUGAAAUUUUCGCUGUGCUUUCCCGUCAAGAACAGCUGACUUUAAGUUUUUAUAAAGUUCGUAAAAUUUGGAGAUCAACUGUCCAACAUUCAAGAUGUGUUUCCCGGACCACAAUUGUAACACGCUGAAGCGCGCACCCACCUCCAAACCCCCCUUCACUUUGGCCGGUUUGAAGCGUGCCAUCCCUCCACACUGUUUCGAGCGAUCCCUGGCUCGCUCCUUCUCCUUCUUGCUUGCUGAUGUGAGCGCAUUCUUCUUCUUCUCCUUUGCAACAGCAACGCUCGUCUCGAUCCUGCCAUGGCAAGCGGCCUACCUGGCGUGGCCAUUACACUGGUUCGUAGCCGGCACUAUCAUGGCCGGCUACUGGGUGAUCGCCCAUGAGUGUGGUCAUCACGGCUUCAGCAACUACAGGAUCGUCGAUGACGCAGUAGGGUUCCUCAUCCAUUCCUCGCUGCUUGUGCCUUACUUCUCAUGGAAAGUCACCCAUGCGCGACACCAUUCCAACACGGGUUCUGCUGAGCAUGAUGAGGUAUUUUGUCCGAAACCUAAAUCCGCUGUGGGAACAUUUGAUAGCUUAACAGAUAAUCCACCUGGCCGUAUUCUGAAGGUUGUGCUAUCCAUGGCUGUCGGGUGGCCCCUCUAUCUGGUCAUUAAUGUGACUGGCCGAGACGAUUAUGAAAGGCUAGCCUCGCACUUUGAUCCGUUCAGCCCCAUGUUUAGAGACUCUCAUCGACUUAAAGUUAUAAUCUCCGACUUAGGUGUGCUAGCGAUGACCGCCAUCUUGUACACUCUGGGCGCGACUCACGGGUUUUCAUGGCUCUUGUGCUACUACCUCCUUCCUUUUGCCGUAUUUAACGGGUGGCUCGUGACGAUGGCGUUCCUGAACCACACUCAUCCGUCGCUCCCUCGCUACGCCUCUUCGGAAUGGGACUGGCUCCGUGGCGCCCUCUCCACGGUGGAUCGCGACUACUGGGUCUUCAACCAUGUGCUCCACCAUAUCACCGAUACUCAUGUCAUCCAUCACUUGUUGCCUACCGUGCCCCACUACCACGCUGUCGAGGCAUCCGAGGCUAUCAAACCGCUAUUAGGUGACUAUUUCCAGCAUGACGCCACGCCAAUCCUGAAAGCAUUCUAUCGCGAGACCAAAGAGUGCAUAUUCAUCGAACCUCAAGGCAACGAAGGAGUUCACUGGUUCAGCGACCGAUUCCACAGGGACUCUUUCACCUUAGAACUCAAAACAUUCCUCUUGAAAACUACUGCAGACCUCAGCAGCCGUGCCUUCUACAUCGAUACAGGAAAAAGUCUCUCUGGGAAACUCAAAGUCGUCGGCGCUUUGCUGUGGGACAUUCUAACCACUGCCUUAAGCUUUGAAUUCUACCUCCUUGUCAUACCCGGCUUAGUACUCAGUCUUACUGUCGAUAUUGUAGAAGUAGUUAGUCCACUCUUAGAAAAGGUUUUAGAAAUUGUUGGAUAUUAUAUCGCACCCCUGGGAAGUCUUCGAUUUUACCGUGAAACACUGCCAGUGGCUGUCACUGCCCCGUUUACUAUUAGGUUUUACCGUGAAACGGUAAAAAAUGUAUUUAUUAAGAUUAAAAAUAUCCUUCCAUCAGUUCUAGAUUACUUUAUAAUGUCAGUCAACCAGUUUUCAAGCAUUGUGAUGGCUUUUCUAAAAGUCUACUUGUUUUUGGGUGAGAUUGUUAAGGACCUUGUUCUGAACAUGUUGCAAAUAGAAAUUUCAAUUAACGCCAGUUUUUCUCACGAUACUAUCAAGAAAAAUUUAGGAAUUCCGGUUAGGGAGGAGACACUUCAGAGUUUUUCCAUGCGAGGAAUAAGGUGUGGGUCUUUCUCAAGAGCAACUCAUAGCCAGAAUAGAAAAGACUACCACGCGCAUUGAAAGAAACAGUUUUAACGACUUCAAUACAAGUCAUAAGUAAAACUUAAAAAAAAAAAAAAACGCGUAUAUAAAACUGUGAUAAACUUUUCGGUUCAUGUCUUUCUCAUUUCGGAAGAAAUACAACGCAAACAGCCUAUAAAUUUGCAUAGAAUCUACCCCGUAAAUCAUAAAAACCGCAAGCAAUGAAGCGAAUUAGAGGGUUAAAACUGGAAGUUUACCAAACGAAAAAUGAGCAUUACUUUUGCAUGUAUGAUAUUUAUGCACAUACCUACUUGAGCUGUAAUCUAUCUACUUAGGUAAAAUUCAACCUGUAUGCUACCGGAAGAUUUCAAAUGUUUUCGUACGGAAGAAAAUAUUUUGAAAAUUUGGAAAGUAGCAGACUUAUGAAUAUAGGAAGAAACGUAAUUGAUUUUAACUUAUUUUCUCUUAUUUAUCUUUAAGAGAUUUUUGAAAUUUGAACUCUAAUGUACAAAAAAUGAGUGUU